GACAAAACCGUGGAAAUAUAUAAAAUUUAAUUAUUAUUAAUAUUUAAUAUUUAUUUUACUGAAAAAGUGUCCGAUUAUUAUAUAUUAUCGCGUGUGUUUCAAUACUAGAACCAGAUUUUCUUCAAAGAAUGCCGAAAAAGGGCCAUCGUAAAAAUUCCAAGAAAAUGAAGCAACAGAGCCAGGAGACCGCAGUGCGUUCCGCCGAAAAGAAGCAGCUCAAGGAGAUGCUGGAGGAACGAGAUCUGUUCCGUCCGGGGAUGAAAAUCCAAGAAAUGCGAGAGCUGUGCUCGGUAAUUGAACAGUCAAUGUUGGACCAUGAAGUACAUCAGAGAAUCAACCAGUACAAUGGAACCUAUUUAGAUGAGGAUUCACUCAAUCCGAUUCUGCGUGACUUCUCCCUUCUGGAUAAUCCAGCGUCAUCGACCAAGGUCAACGUUAUCAGCGAUCCGUCCAUCCCGCCGACGGAUGCAUCUCCGCCACCGAAGAAGUUCUUCGGACGUGGUCAAUCGCCCGGAUUGGUACCGGAAUUUUCCCCGCUGACAUCACCCGCGCCAGCGAGGGAAAUUGGCACCGCAAAGCCGUCCUACGAUGCACCGGACAGCGACAGCGAUGGGGAAUUCUAUUCGGUGGAAUUUCCAGGCCGAUGCUGCCUCGUAAAGCAUGUGGUGACAGUCGAAAUUCAUCCGGAACCACACGGCCGUGGGGGAGAUGAAGACGAUGGAGAGUGUCAAGCUGACUCGUCGUCGCAAGGAAUAAGGUCCCCGCGGAAGCAAGUAAAAUUGCCGUCGAAUGCGUGGGACGCCAUUAACGAAGUCGACUGAAUCAUACCCGAAAUUGCGUCGUUAUUGUUUUUGGUAAUCGUAAUCGAAAGAGUUUUAGACAACGAGCCAGGUGUUAUCAGUCAUUUGGCUGCAUUGAAUUCGAAUUUAUUAUAUGUAACUCAAGUA
Messenger RNA from Aedes albopictus (Asian tiger mosquito), 947 nucleotides. RefSeq lists its product as uncharacterized. Lineage: Eukaryota; Metazoa; Arthropoda; Insecta; Diptera; Culicidae. The record is from RefSeq and is a predicted model, not a curated record. The transcript has 3 exons. The coding region runs from base 129 to 821 and encodes 230 amino acids.